UCCCCACACUGGAAGGUUCAUUCUUUUCUCAUCCUCCCUCAGAGGGCAGCGCGCUCCGUCCUUGUUUUCUCCGCCAUUUUGAAGGAGUCGCGACGCAGGGAGAAGGAGCAGUCUACUCCAGCACCGUUAAUUGGCCUGCGCAGUCACAGCACAACAAUCUAUCGCCGCCGCCGCGAAUAUGAGCUCCCCGGUGAACGUGAAAAAGCUGAAGGUGUCGGAACUGAAGGAGGAGCUGAAGAAGAGACGGCUGAGCGAUAAGGGUCUGAAGGCCGACCUCAUGGAGAGGCUGCAGGCCGCACUGGACGAGGAGAGCACCUCUGGCGGCGGUGUGGUCGGGGCAGUGUCGGGAGAAGGGAUGGACGCUGGGGAGGAAGCGGAGCAGGGCGCAGGGGAGGACGAGGAAGAAGAGGAGGAGGACGAGGAAGGCAUGGAGGUCGGCGGAGAGAAUGGAGGCGAGGCGGCCCACGGCGAGGAAGCGGAAGCCGCGGGCGCCAGCCAGGAAGACGAGAAUGGAGACGACCAGGGCUUCCAGGAGGGGGAGGAGGACGAAGACGAGGAGGAUGAGGGCAUCCCCGUAGGCCUAGAAGAGGAGGAGGAGGAUGAUGAUGAUGAGCAGGGCGAGGAGGCGGCGAAGGAAGAGGAAGGAGCGGCGCCUAGCGGCCCGCAGCCUCUCAUGGCCAUCAAGUGCGAGGAGGCGGGAGCGUCGGCCCGGGGCGACGGGAAAGAUCAAAAGGAUAAGAAACGUGGUGUGAAAAGACCACGAGAGGAUCAUGGUCGGGGCUACUUUGAGUAUAUUGAAGAAAAUAAGUACAGCAGGUCCAAGUCCCCACAACCACCAGUUGAAGAGGAAGAUGAACAACUGGAUGAAACCAACGUUCUUCUUGACACUUAUAACUGUGAUCUUCACUUCAAAAUCUCCCGGGAUCGGUUAAGCGCCACUUCCCUCACUAUGGAGAGUUUUGCUUUCCUGUGGGCUGGUGGCAGAGCCUCAUAUGGUGUCACAAAAGACAAAGUUUGUUUUGAGAUGAAGGUGACAGAAAAGGUGCCUGUGAAGCAUUUGUACUCUAAAGACAUUGAUGUGCAUGAAGUACGUGUUGGAUGGUCCUUAAGCUCCUGUGGAUUUAUGCUGGGUGAAGAUGAAAACUCUUAUGGCUAUUCACUAAAAGGAUCCAAGUCUUACAAUGGAGUUGCUGAGGAGUAUGGCGAGAAAUAUGAUGAGAAUGAUGUAAUCACCUGUAUGGCGAAUUUUGAAGGUGAUGAAAUCGAGCUUUCUUAUGCAAAAAAUGGCCAGGACCUCGGAGUGGCUUUUAAAGUUGACAAAGAUGCACUAUCUGAGCAACCCCUUUUCCCACAUGUCCUUUGUCACAAUUGUGCUGUGGAGUUUAACUUCGGCCAGCAAGCUGAACCAUUCUUUCCAAUUCCUGAAGGAUUUACAUUCAUUCAGAACGUCUUGCUUGAAGAUCGUGUGAGAGGUCCAUUAGGGCCAGAACAAAAGAAGGACUGCGAGGUUAUCAUGAUGAUUGGUUUGCCAGGAGCUGGGAAAACCACUUGGGUCAAUCAGCAGGUUUCUGAGAAUCCCGGGAAAUAUAAUGUCCUUGGAACAAACAAUAUUAUGGAAAGAAUGAUGGUUGGUAAUAAAAAGAUGACUGACGCUGUAAAACUGAAUGCAUUGCUCCAGAGGGCCCCACAAUGCCUUAGCAAGUUCAUUGAAAUUGCUGCUCGGAAGAAGAGACACUUCAUUCUAGAUCAAACAAACGUAUCCGCUGCUGCUCAGAGGAGAAAAAUGUGCUUGUUUGCUGGAUUUCAGCGUAAGGCUGUUGUUGUGUGUCCAAGUGAUGAGGUUUAUAAAGAGAGAACUCAAAAGAAAGCAGAGGUUGAAGGAAAGGACCUUCCUGAACAUGCGGUGCUUAAAAUGAAGGGGAACUUUACACUACCAGAAGCCAGCGAGUGCUUUGAUGAAAUUGUUUAUGUGGAACUGCAAAAAGAAGAGGCCGAGAAACUUGUAGAGCAGUAUAAAGAGGAGAGCAAAAAAUCUCUUCCUCCUGAAAAGAAACAAAACAUUGGCGCAAAGAAACCCAACAAGAACAAAAACAAGUCCAGAGGUGGACAUGGGCACGGUGGGCAUAGAGGCCGUGGAGGUGGAAGCUACAAUAUGCGUGGAGGAAACUUCCGUGGUGGAGCUCCUGUGAAUCGUGGAGGAUUUAACAGGAGGGGUAACAUGCCACAGCGUGGAGGUGGUGGUGGAGGAGCAGUUGGUUAUCCAUAUCCUCGUGCACCAGCCUAUCAGAACAGGGGUGGUUACAAUAACCGUGGGAACUAUGGUCGUGGUGGUGGAGGUGCUUCAAUGCCCAGUCGUGGAAACUACAAUCAGAACUUUAGAGGAAGGGGAAACAACCGUGGCUUCAAAAACCAUUCUCAGAGUUACAACCAGUGGCAGCCGCAGCAGCAGGGCCAAUACUGGGGUCAAAAGCCAUGGAGCCAGCAGUACCACCAAGGAUAUUAUUGAAUACUCAAAUAAAAAUGAACUGAUACACAUUUCUCUUCAAAACCUUCACAAGAAGUCGACUGUUUUCUUUAGGCUAACUUUAAAAAACAAAACAAAACAAAAAAAAAACAUUCCACAAGAGGAAGUGCCUGCGGGUUCUUUAAUGGUUUUCUUUAAUUAUAUUAGUUGCUUUCUGGGUUGAAGUUUUGUUUUUGUAAAUUUUAUUGCAGUUUUAAGUGAUUUGAGAAGAACCUCAGCAUUGUGCACAAUAAGAGAAUGUGUCAGUAUUUCAGGGUUCUACAUUUUAUCUGUACAUUUUUUUCCCCUUUUUUUUACGGUAUGAAAAGUAAAUGUUGCUUUGUAACUGGUGUCUUUUAUUCAGUAAAAUGACUCAAUCUAGCCCUAGGAGAGAGUCAGGGUUUGCUGUCAGAUGUAAUAUGAUGGCGUUGUAGGCCUGUAUGGUGGACGUUUAGUGACACGAAAAUGAACCUUGCAAUUACUAUACAUUGGGUUACGUCUGGGAGCGAACAUCCUGGUCUGUGAGGGCAAGGAGGAGAGCGGACUGAAAAAAAUAAAUGAACAAACUAGAGAGGCUGCAGUGUAUGCCUAGAGCGCUUACAUUUUCCACUUACCUUUGGAAACCACAGACUUUAACUUGUGAAGGUUUAAAACUGUUUUUGCCAUUUGUUAAACUUUGACUCUGCAAAGAAAAGGCAAAGCUGCCUGUUUCUUAUUAAACUAAACUUGUUGUAAAUCUAGUUGUCUGGGAUCUGUAUGAAGUUAGCCAUGUUUGUAUCUCCACUUACCCCUUCCCUUGCAGUUUCUUCAUUUGCCUAGUAUGCUUGUAGUUGCACCAUCAUUGUAAACUAAUGAUAUUGUGAGUUCCAUUACUAUAUAGCCUCUUUUGGAAAAAUGUCAGUUCUUUACAUUUUGCCUGCUAACCUCUAACGAGGAUGAGCUGGAAUACAUCCAUAGCACAUUUGCAAUAAAUAAACGUGAAUUAAACACUCUUGUGUUUUGGGAUUGUCACCAACUUUUAAGAAACCUAAUCCCUGCCCCAUACGACUGCCAUGUCUGCGAUAUGCUUAGACUUGACUACAAUUAAAAAGAUGAAAGGAUUGUGCUGAUGUCCACCCUCUCUCCACUAUAAACUAGUGGAUUGGGAUGCCGUCCAUUUUACAGCAGUCUGGCCUUGGUCCGUAUGCACAUCUCAAAGGCCAUGGCAUGGCAGUCGCCUCAGAUAUACACCAGCUGCUUUAUUUUGCUACCCAAGACCUGUCCAAAGCAGUUCAGCGGUGUCCCAACCCUGCGAUGAGAAGCAUGGUAUAAAGUAAAGCGUUACAUGGAGGGAUUUUCACCCAUGAAUGGUACAAAAUACUAUGGAGCAACUGCCGUUCUGUGGCUUCAUGCCUGUAAGGUAAAGUUUGUCAAGCCUGCCUCCCGUCUGUUAACUUUGGAUGGGAGCUUCUCCAAUGAACUGACUUUGUAUAUAAAGUACUUGCUUGAUUACUACUUUAACUAACACUGGUAAGUUGUAUACCUCCGUUAAUCCCUUUUACACAAAGGGAUUAUCCCCUCUUCUAGUCUGAAAUAAAGUACUCUCUAAUUUCUCUGGUGCCUUAUUAAUUUCAUGUGUGAUCAUUUAAGAAAACAAAAUGGCAGCAUUUACAAAUGUGUGGUCAUGGGUUUAUAUGCAAACUACUUGUAUCACUAUUGCAGUGGCUGGAAGUGUUGGCAUAAAUGACUAGAUCUGUACUUGGCCUUGGGCUGAAUUAAAACUGGUAACCGAAAGCAAUAAGACUACUUUUAGUAGUAAACAUACAGAAAAUGCAACUUGUGGCAGCCUUUUCCAUAAGGGAGGGCAUUGCCUGAAGAAUGGGCCACAAGUGAUAGGCAACGUACAUUAUUUUUAAAGCUGUGCUGAAACGUCAAAUUGUACGCUCUGGUAGUGAGGGAAGUGGAGGCUGUAUGUAGGUGCUGCGUUGUAUCCAGAUUGAGCUCCAGUGGAGUAAAAGGAUUUUAAUUUGAGUCUUUUUUACAAACCUACUGGAAGUACUGAAUAUAUGCUUGGGAAAGCUAUAAACUUGUGGACGUCUGAACUAUUUGAUUUCACUUUUAGUUUUGUGGAUCAGGUUUUUCUUUUUCCCCACUAAGUUUGAGAACACAGGACUUUUGGGUUUUGUGGCUUUUAUAUCUCCCAUUAAUGUCUUACACUUGAAUGCUUGCUGUAACUGCUGUGGUGGGAGCAUCCCAACACCACUUUAUCAUGGCAAAGGUCAUAAGAAUAGUCAGUAGAUCCACAUUUUUUUUUAUUCAUUCAUAAUUGACAGCUUUAUAUUUAGAUGUGUGAAUAUAUUUUAGAAUUCCUUUUGCAUGAAUUCACUUUCAAAUGUGAGUAACUUCUCACCUGCUCUUAAACAUAGAACUAGUGUUUUUUUUCUUCCUUUGAAUUUCCCAUUGUUGAAAUUUUUUUUUAUUUUAUUUUUUUCACUGAUUCAGACUGAGCACCAAGAUAAGUUUUUUGAUUGUGAAAUGUGUUCAUACAUAGAUUGGAUAGUCUUAAGUGACCUUCCCUUCAUUCCUAACAAGGACCACAAUCCACUUUGUCUUUAAUAGUUAAUGGUGCUGUCUUUAGACAGUUAUUCUCUGGUUGGUGGUCCUUCUGCAGUUCAUGUACCUGGUAGGAUCAAACUCCUCAAUACUGAUGGUCAUGGUAAAUCAUAUUUUACACAUGCAGCUUUGGCAUAGUGUGUUUUCUGAGGAAUUUAAGAUGGUUUUUGUC
Bufo bufo (common toad) is the source of this 5267-nucleotide messenger RNA. It is a transcript of the gene HNRNPU, whose product is annotated as heterogeneous nuclear ribonucleoprotein U. Gene Ontology annotation, cellular component: nuclear chromosome; centrosome; mitotic spindle midzone. Gene Ontology annotation, molecular function: promoter-specific chromatin binding; RNA polymerase II cis-regulatory region sequence-specific DNA binding; poly(C) RNA binding. Lineage: Eukaryota; Metazoa; Chordata; Amphibia; Anura; Bufonidae. The record is from RefSeq and is a predicted model, not a curated record. The transcript has 14 exons. The coding region runs from base 179 to 2506 and encodes 775 amino acids. Gene Ontology annotation, biological process: positive regulation of attachment of mitotic spindle microtubules to kinetochore; regulation of chromatin organization; negative regulation of telomere maintenance via telomerase.